Salarias fasciatus (jewelled blenny) is the source of this 1903-nucleotide messenger RNA. RefSeq lists its product as uncharacterized. The record is from RefSeq and is a predicted model, not a curated record. NCBI's taxonomy places the organism in Eukaryota, Metazoa, Chordata, Actinopteri, Blenniiformes, Blenniidae. The transcript is spliced from 14 exons. Bases 93 to 1814 code for a protein of 573 amino acids.
CCUCAGAGGAAAUCGCGACACGUUCAGGGAGUUUACGACGCGUCACGGCGUUUGCUAAGUCACAUCCUCCCGUCACUAUCAACAUCAUCAUCAUGGACUCCUCUCCAGUCCUUCGUCAACAAAGUCAAAACAAAAUCCAGCGUGAUCUUCAAAGAAUGAAGAAUGACCAAAAUAAAAAGCCAGCAAGCCAGAAGUCAGCAAAACUCCUAUCAUCACCUCGACAUUCCCAAAAAGACGGAGAGAACAAAAAUCCAGGAGACUCCAAACCCAAUCAGAAGGUGCCUGUGCGACCCGGGGGGAGCAGACUUCCGGUGCUCGCAAAGUCCCUUCGCCUGCAGACUCCGUCCAACUUCAGUCAGGUCCACUGCGCCUGGGAAGAAAAACCUCUGGCUGGAAAAACCAAGACAAAGAAGCCGUGCACCCGGCCUGUGCCCUUCAACUUCUCUAAGCACAGAGGUUCAAGAGCGGCUACUGAAGGACGAUUAAAUGAUUUAAAAUCACACACCGUUGAUCAAACUACGACAAACACGUCAAAGACCAAACCGGCUCAGAGCAAAGGCGCAGACGCCACACAUCACCUGUCUGGACGGUCUGGCAGCUGCAGCACUUUGAAGGCUUGUGACCCGAAACCCAUCGUCCAUCACAAAGGAGCAUCUGCCACCAGUGCUGAAGUGUGUGUGAGCGACUUCAACCAGCUGAGUCUCCACAAUCCUUCAAAAAACUCCCAGCCUGCGCAGCCUGAUCCUCUGGAAGAAAAGGCCAACUACUUCCGUUGUGAUCACAAAGCUCUUCUGAGUAUCCUUCAGAACGAGGGAGUGAGCGUCUCGGGCCAGACCUCUGCAACACCGCAGUCGAAACCAUUCCACUCUCUGCCCCAGCGGGUUUCAAUCAUGAAGAGCCACCAUAAAGCUGGAACCACGAGAGGGCCCCCGAAGUCGGUACAGUUCUCCCCGGACCCCGCUGCUCUGCAGAGCAUCCUCCUGAAUGAGGGGGUGAAGGCCGGGGGGCCAGCGGGAAUGACACCUCGAAACUCCACCUGUCUGCCGGGCAGAGGCACUUCCAUCUGCACACCUCAGAGAGUCCCAGUUAAAAAGACUCCUGCAGAGUCGAUGGGUGGACUGGCAGCUGGAGCAGUAAAGGAGACUCCACAAAAUCCCUGGCACCCACAGAGAGUGCCCAACUCCAGGCAGCACCCCCUGUCUGCUCUGAAAUUUCAUCUGAUGGGCCCAAAGUCACCUUACUACACUCCGGGAAGCAGACGCUGCAAAAGCAAACUGCAGCCGCAAGAAGAGGUCAUCCAGAGGUUAUUUGACGAUCGGGAGGACGAGCAGAGCGACGAGGCGACCCACAAAGACCCGGCUCAAGCAUCAGAAAGUGACGUCCCCUGUGAGGAGAAGGGAGAAACCGUCACGACAUCCAGCGGCGUGGAGCCGCCGAGCUCGCAGGUUUUCAUUCAGGCACCGGGGAGAGAGUCUGUCAUCUUCUUCUCAUCGGGAACGAAGCUGUACAGAGUCCCCCCCGUCGAGGACCAGGUCAACCCGCCUGAGCGUCCUCGGACAGAGCUUCCAGGUCAGAAGACCUGCUCCCUGGCUCCUCCUGCGGAGAUGCUGCGGCGCCGUUUCCCACUGCUGGAGGAGGCCCGCAUGGACCACGAGGUCUCGACGUACACCUCCCAGCCGGUCCCCGCCUGCUCCAGGUUCCUGCCGCCCCGGCCUCGCUGUGGAAACCCGCUGGCCUCUGCCUUCCUCUUCGAGGAGUCCACUAGAUUUCUACCAAUCGACUGUCCUGUCUCAACCACCCACUGCGCUUCGUGACACUAAUGAACUUUUCUCUUUUCUGUCAGUAUUUCUUUCUGUUUCUAACAGUAUUGUGUAUUAAAUGUUUUUAGUGUACAGAAUUUCUA